AUGAGGCUUUUCCAGAACGGACCGCUGGCUAACUGCGCUGCCCCAACGUCGAGACGGCGCUCCAAUCAACUCCAUUCCUCCCUCGGCCGGUCCCUCGGCCUUCCGUGUCCGUGGCUGAUCACGCUGGUCUUCUUGGGGACGUUGGAGACUUUGGAGCCAUUCCCAGCUGCCCGGAACUCCAGCCAUCCGAGCUGUGGCUGCAGCCGAGCGCCUGGCUUCUCUCCCUCCCGAACUCCCAAGGCCCGGCACUGGCCCUGUCACCGUGUCACACUCUCUCAGAAGCAGCACUUUGUGUGUGCGCUCUCCACCCCAUCCAUCCACCUUUUCAUCACUCGGUUCUUCGUUUCCGAGCCAUGGUCCAUCCCUCGAGAACCCUUCUCGUCCAAUCCAAACACACACACACACACCCAAAACCAUGGAUGUCUCUUAGGUUGGAUGCAGCUCCCUCCCGCCCACACCGUCGUCUAUCCAAUAUCACACUUUCUGCAACCCGCUGCUGCUCUUAUUCCAGCGGCUGGCCCCAUUCCAGGCAACCUAGACAUCUCGGGAGAGCCCUGCCUGUUCAAACUUCUCACUCCGGCUUCUGGACGGAUCGUCGUCACAUCAGCACGCCCCCACGAACUCCGCCCAGUGCCGCCGGGAACUCGAAUGUCCAUCACUGAUCGUCGCGGCUCCCGGUCUUGA
This is a messenger RNA of Colletotrichum lupini, 684 nucleotides long. RefSeq lists its product as uncharacterized. NCBI's taxonomy places the organism in Eukaryota, Fungi, Ascomycota, Sordariomycetes, Glomerellales, Glomerellaceae. Bases 1 to 684 code for a protein of 227 amino acids. The transcript is spliced from 3 exons. The record is from RefSeq and is a predicted model, not a curated record.